Molecule: messenger RNA, 4296 nt
Organism: Tricharina praecox
Lineage: Eukaryota; Fungi; Ascomycota; Pezizomycetes; Pezizales; Pyronemataceae
Exons: 4
Coding region: 1-4296 (1431 amino acids)
Biological process (GO): phospholipid translocation
Cellular component (GO): plasma membrane
Molecular function (GO): magnesium ion binding; ATPase-coupled intramembrane lipid carrier activity; ATP binding
Source: RefSeq, a predicted model, not a curated record
AUGAGAGAUGGCGAAGAGGAGGCAUCUAUGGCGGGAAGCGAGGACGAUCUCACCCAACGGCGCAUCUUCGUCAACCUUCCCCUUCCUGCCGACCUGCUCGACGAAGAUGGAGCCCCUCUACAGCAGUUCUCAAGGAACAAGAUUCGCACAGCAAAAUACACGCCCUUAAUAUUCGUGCCGAAGAACUUAUGGCUUCAGUUUCACAACAUCGCAAAUAUCUACUUCCUUUUCGUCACCAUCCUGGCGAUUUUCCCCAUCUUUGGUGCUUCGAACCCCGAGAUCGGAUCCCUACCAUUGAUUGUCAUUCUUUUGAUCACCGCGAUCAAGGACGCGAUCGAAGACUACCGGCGAACGGUCCUGGACAAUGAGCUCAACAAUACCCCUGUACACCUCCUGGUCGACUGGCACAACCCGAACGUUACGGACGAGAACAUCUCGUACUGGCGACAGAUCAAGAAGGCGACUUCGCGGGGACUACAAUUUCUCGUUCGCAAGUACAAGCAUCAGAAGCUGAAGAAGAAGGCGAAAUCGAACCCCGAGUUGAUGACCCUGCAAAGGACGCAGACCAGGGCUUCCGUGUAUACGGUUGCUUCGGAAUCCAUUCAGAUGACACCUGUGUCCUCGCCGACACCCGACAAGCAAAGGUUCUCAUUUACUCCAUCGGACAAUGGCAUGGUCGACUCGGCACUCCCGAGACCAACGCACCUGGCAGUACCUUCACCGAAUGCGGCCCCCGAUCGACACACGAAGCCCGGCGGACGGGACUUUGGUAACCUGGUGGAUCCUCAUCGCGAGACCGCGGAAACUGCGCGGUUUAAGGUUGGAUACUGGAAAGACGUCCGCGUGGGAGAUUUUGUUCGUAUCUACAACGAUGAGGAGAUUCCCGCCGACUUCAUCAUUCUCUCCACUUCCGACAGCGACGGUGCUUGCUAUGUGGAGACUAAGAACCUCGAUGGAGAGACAAACUUGAAGGUUCGGCACGCUCUUCGUGCCGGUAGGAAGGUUCGUCAUGCCCGCGACUGUGAGGCUGCCGCCUUUGUGCUCGAGAGCGAGGACCCACAUGCGAAUCUCUACUCGUACAGUGGAGUGGUCAAAUGGAACCAGAGGGAUCCCCUCGAUCCCUCAAAACCCGAGGUGGAAAUGGCGGAGGCAGUUUCCAUCAACAACCUGCUUCUCCGUGGUUGCACACUCCGGAAUACCGACUGGGCGAUUGGAAUCGUGGCAUUCACAGGUGACGAAACUAAGAUUAUGAUGAACGCGGGAAUUACACCUUCCAAGCGUAGUCGUAUUUCCAGAGAACUCAAUUGGAACGUCAUCUUGAAUUUCGGAAUCCUGCUCAUUAUGUGUGUUCUGUCCGGUAUCGUACAAGGAGUCACGUGGGCGAAGGGAAACGAAUCGCUCAAUUACUUCGAAUUCGGCUCCAUCGGCGGUUCACCUCCGGUUGACGGUAUCGUUACCUUCUGGACUGCGGUCAUUCUCUUCCAAAACUUGGUACCCAUCUCGUUGUACAUCAGUAUUGAGAUCAUCAAGCUGGCGCAGGCAUUCUUCAUAUACAGCGAUGUGAACAUGUAUUACGAUAAACUCGACUAUCCGUGCACACCGAAAUCCUGGAACAUUUCCGACGACCUUGGCCAAAUCGAGUACAUCUUUUCCGAUAAGACCGGUACUUUGACACAGAACGUCAUGGAGUUCAAGAAAUGUACCGUCAACGGGGUUCCCUACGGAGAAGCAUACACGGAAGCGCAAGCAGGUAUGCAGAAACGCCAGGGUAUCAACGUGGAGGAGGAGGGUGCGAGGAUGCGCGCCCAAAUCUCGGCGGACCGACUGGAGAUGAUUAAGAAUCUGAAGCAGAUCAGUCACAACCCUUACCUGAACGAGGACAAGAUCACCUUUGUUUCUUCGGAUUAUGUUGCCGAUUUGCGGGGAAGCUCGGGCGAGGAUCAGGCCAAGGCAAACGCGCAUUUCAUGCUUGUCCUGGCUCUGUGUCACACCGUAUUGCCCGACCGUAUCUCCGAGGAUCCGCCAACCGUCGAUUUCAAAGCUCAAUCACCUGAUGAGGCUGCACUAGUGGCUACAGCCCGAGACUGCGGUUACAGUCUGGUAGACAAGUCAACCCAUGGAGUCACCGUCAACGUCCAGGGUGUCGAGAAGUACUUUGAGGUUCUCAGCACUUUGGAAUUCAACUCCGCACGGAAAAGGAUGAGCGCCAUCGUACGUAUGCCUGAAACUGGGAAAAUCUUCAUCUUCUGUAAGGGUGCCGACAGCAUCAUCUACUCCAGACUACGGAAAGGUCAGCAACAGGAACUACGACGUCAAACCGCCGACCAUCUCGAAGUCUUUGCCCGCGAAGGAUUGCGCACACUGUGCAUUGCCCAGAGGGAAUUGACCGAGGAGGAGUACAAAACUUGGAGCAGGGAACACGACAUCGCCGCCUCUGCUAUUCACAACAGAGAAGAGAAGCUGGAGGAGGUCUCGGAUUCCAUUGAAAGGGAACUUACUCUGCUCGGUGGAACUGCUAUUGAGGAUCGUCUGCAAGACGGUGUUCCCGACACGAUUGCCCUUUUGGCCGAAGCUGGUAUCAAGCUGUGGGUUCUUACCGGUGACAAGGUCGAAACUGCCAUCAACAUUGGAUUCUCCUGCAACCUGUUGGACAACGGAAUGGAUUUGAUCAUGUUCAAAGUCGACGAAGACAAACCCGAAACCGCUGCAGCACUACUGGAUAAAUAUCUGCAUGACUAUUUCGAUAUGACGGGUUCGCCGGAAGAGCUGGAGGCUGCCAAGAAAGACCACAACCCACCCCCGCCAACUCAUGCUCUGGUUAUCGACGGUGACGCACUUAAGCUUGUGCUUGAGGAAGAACUGAAGAUGAAAUUCCUCUUGCUUUGCAAACAAUGCAAGGCGGUGCUGUGUUGUCGUGUCAGUCCCAGUCAGAAGGCGGCUGUCUGUCAGAUGGUCAAGAAGGGAUUGGAUGUUAUGACCUUGUCGAUUGGCGAUGGUGCGAAUGACGUUGCUAUGAUCCAAGAGGCGGAUGUCGGCGUUGGUAUUGCCGGUGAAGAGGGCAGACAGGCUGUCAUGUGCUCGGAUUAUGCGAUCGGACAGUUCCGCUUCCUCAGCAGACUUGUACUGGUUCACGGACGAUGGUCUUACCGCCGACUUGCCGAGAUGACUGCCAACUUCUUCUACAAGAACAUCGUUUGGACGUUUGCACUUUUCUGGUAUCAGCUCUUCAACAGUUUCGAUGGAUCCUACCUCUUCGAGUACACUUACAUUCUGCUGUACAAUCUUGCGUUCACCUCGGUCCCAGUUAUCCUUAUGGGUAUCCUCGAUCAGGAUGUGGAUGACAAGGUCUCACUAGCCGUACCGCAACUGUAUCGCCGCGGUAUUCUUCGCCUCGAAUGGACGCAACUCAAGUUCUGGAUCUACAUGGUCGACGGCAUCUACCAAUCGGUCAUUUGCUUCUUUAUGGCAUACCUGGUCUUCCACACGGGUUCAUUUGCUGGUCCCACCGGCCAAGACCUGGGUGGUAGAGAACAGAUGGGUGUCUUUGUUGCCUGCGCUGCCAUCGUUGUGGUCAACUCAUAUGUUCUCAUCAACCAAUACCGAUGGGACUGGCUCUUCGUCUUGGUCAUCUCUAUCAGUACUCUUCUCGUUUUCUUGUGGACUGGCAUUUACUCGCAGUUUAAGUCGGUCGGAUCGUUCUAUUCGGCAGCCGAACAGGUUCUUGGAGCCUUGACGUUCUGGGCCACAACGGUUAUCACUGUCAUCAUUUGUCUGUUGCCACGCAUGGCCUCCAAGAUUGUGCAGAAGCUAUUUUUCCCUCGCGACAUCGACGUUAUCCGCGAGCAAGUCCGAGACGGCAAAUUCGACUACCUGUACAACAAACCAACCGAACCAUCGUUGGUCGCCUCCUCGGUCAGUUCCGAAAUCGUCAAACCACCCGCCCAUACGUUCGAACAAGAUGACGAGCUGCGACCAAUCUAUCCCCCCAGUGUCGCGCCCACCGCAACCACUGCGGGCAAGCGAGGCAGCGGAAACGGUAGUAAUGGUUCCGAUGGUUCAGGCUUCCCCGGUGGAGAAGGCACGUUCACACCGCGCCGGUUCUCACUCGAGAGACACCGACCGAGCAUGGAUAGAGCCAGACCAAGUUUCGAUCGAUUACGUUCUUCGAUGGACGGUCGCCCGCGGGCCAGUUUCGAAGCGACAAACGAUUUUACCUCAGCUGCCAUGUUGGCCCGGAUGGAAAGUUGCGCUUCGGUGCCGAGAAGAACCUCGGUGGCCCUUGAAGUGCCGCGAUAA